Messenger RNA from Mytilus californianus (California mussel), 772 nucleotides. RefSeq lists its product as uncharacterized. The coding region runs from base 59 to 661 and encodes 200 amino acids. The record is from RefSeq and is a predicted model, not a curated record. Lineage: Eukaryota; Metazoa; Mollusca; Bivalvia; Mytilida; Mytilidae. The transcript has 3 exons.
AAAGCUGGAACGACAUCCACUAACGGUACAGAAUGUCUACCAUGUUCUCCAAAUUUCUAUGGUGAUAAGUGUAAAUAUGUCUGUAACUGUCAAUAUCGUCAAAGAUACUUUGUUCCCAAAAAUUACAACAGAUAUUUCUGGUGCAAAGGACACAGGCACUCCGAUAAUAUACUUCAUGUUGGUUGCUGCUGGUCUCAUCACUUGGUUAAUAUUUUGCUGGACGUGUAGUAAUCGUUUUAACAAGAGAAUACAAUCAGGAAGAUCCGUAAUACCUCAGUUGGCACUGCAAUCAAACGUCCCGCCAGCUAUGCCAGAAGGUCAAGGGCAGCAAAUCAGCAAUACAUGUAUAGAAACGAGAAACACUGAAGAAACAAAAACAAGCCAAAACAGAAAUAUGCAUAUUCGUAUAUCAGUUAAAAGCCAACACAUCUAUGAUAGUGUUGAUGAUCUUGUUAUCGACCCACAUAAGCCACAAGAACAUGUUAACACCGAUGGUUGUCAAGCUGCUUGUGUUCAAUCAACAGAUGAUACCGAUUGCGACUCAUGCAAUGCUAAUGUAACAAAAAGGGAAACUUAUCUCAACCCAUAUAAUACCCUGAAAGAUAAGAGAGACACUAAGGUACACGAAUACAUUGAAAUACCUACAACAGCAGAAGAUUAGUGUACACAAUUAUAGUAUUAAUCUUGUGUUCUUUUUCUUUAUUUGACAUUGAUAUUUGGGUAAAUUGUCUAUACUAAGCUAGAAUUUGUUUUUGAUACUUAUACAUGUACA